GAGAAAGACUCGUGAAUUCUUUGCAUCAGCUUAAGAAGAUUUAACAACUUUUGAGUUCUGUCCAGAGGGCAAAGGUUCCAAAGAAUGAAGAUUUUGGUGCUGAUUGAUUUUCUCAUUGCAGCUAGCUUGAUGGAUGCCACUGACAGCUCUGAUCUGCAGAACUGCUUUCAAGAGCAUUUACAUCUUCAGGGCCAGGUGAGGCUUCUGGAACAUCGUGUGAAACAGCAGCAGUUAAAAAUUAUACAGCUGUUAGAGAAGAAAGAAAUUCAGUACAGUGACAGAGGAGAUGAAAACAAUGUCAUUGACUUGGGAGGAAAAAGACAGUAUUCAGAUUGUGCAGAAAUCUACAAUGAUGGCCACAAGCAAAGUGGAUUUUAUAAAAUGAAACCUAUCCAGAGCCCUACUGAAUUCCUUGCCUUCUGUGACAUGUCUGAAGGGGGUGGUUGGACUGUUUUUCAGAGACGUGCUGAUGGCAGCCAGAAUUUUGAUAGAGUCUGGGCUGACUAUGAAGAAGGCUUUGGAAAUUUUGUGUCAGCAAAUGGUGAAUAUUGGCUUGGAAAUAAAAAUCUUCAUUAUUUGACUAAUCAAGGGAACUAUACUUUGAGAAUUGAUUUAACUGAUUUCGAAGGAGAACGGCGUUUUGCACAAUACACAAGAUUCAGAGUUGCCAGUGAAGAGCAUGCAUAUGAGAUGAGUUGUGGUGAAUACUCUGGUACAGCUGGUGAUUCCCUUACUGGUGGAUUUCAUCCUGAAGUAAAAUGGUGGGCUGAUCAUCGAGGAAUGAAAUUCAGUACUAGAGACAGGGAUAAUGACAACUAUGAAGGGAAUUGUGCUGAAGAGGAAAAGGCUGGAUGGUGGUUUAACAGGUGUCACUCUGCCAACUUGAACGGUCUGUACUACAAAGGUCCCUAUGCCGCAGAAACAGACAACGGGAUCGUUUGGUACACUUGGCAUGGAUGGUGGUAUUCUCUGAAAUCCGUUGUCAUGAAGGUCAGACCAGCAGACUUUGACCACAAUAUUGUUUAAGUAUUUUAUUAAGACGAUUCAUCUAGUUAAUCUUUUAGCAAGUCAAUCCAAAUUAAAACAGAUGGGCAGACUUUUGCUCUCAGAUUUCUCAUCUAUGCAUAAAUCUGGAAUAAUUCCUCUGCAACCAGUAGCUUUAUGAGAUGUAAAUGAGAAGACAAUCUGGCCUAUGAAUCUGUAAAUACAAAUACCAGUGCUAAUAUGUUUACAGGAUUUUUAAAACAAAAGGCAGGUGUUCACCUAGGAAUAAGGACAUCAUCAAUCCUUUAAACAAACUAUGCCAAUCAAUAUUGUCAUUGCGUUGUCUCAAAAACGAAAAAUGAAUUGUAUCUACUACAACCCCCAAAAAAUAAUGACAAACAUAGGUCUGGUUUAGUCAGUGGAAGGAACAUACUUUCUUGGGAAUGUUAGAAGUAACUUACUUGAAAAUUCCUCUGUUUUGUUGCUGCGUACACAACAUGUACUUAAAAAAUAUAAAGAACAAGCAGGAAACCAAAGGAAGAGAAUGGAUAGUUCAGUCUAAUGUACAGAGGUAGGCUGUCUGUUGUUGCUGAAACAUUUCUAGGACUGGUCAUUUAAUUUCACAGAAUCACAGAAUACAUCUGAUUAGAAAAGACCUCAAAUAUCAUCCAGUCCAACCCUCCACCCAGCACUGGAGGGUUAAAUCUAAAGCAUGCCCCUAAGCACCAGGUUCACAUGGUGCUUGAACACCCCCACAGACUGUGAUUCCAGCACUGUCCUGGCCAGACCAUUCCAAAGUUUGAUAACACUUUCAGUGAAAAAGUAUUUCCUGUUACCCAGCCCGACCCUUCCCUCAUGCAACCUGAAACCAUUGUAGUCCUGUCACUUGUCAUCAACGAGAAGAGGCUGGCCAGCUCCUCACUACAGCCUCCUUUCAGGCAGUUGCAGAAAGUGAUGAGGUCUCUCCUCAGCCUCCUCUUCUCCAGACUGAACAACUCCCUCCAAUGCUCCACCCCUCAUUGCUUUUCUAUCAUUUUUAAAUGGGCAGUAAUUAUGCCUUUCUGAGUAACCAUUAUGCCUUACCAAUAAAUGAAACAUUUAUUAACAAAACAUGGACUCCAAUGUUUUGACAUUUAGAGUUUACCAAAAGGCUACAUAACAAAAGCUGCCUUGAACGUAGGUUAUCAUAGCGCAUGUGUAGAGGGAAGUAUAUUUCAUGUGCAGCUAAAAUCUGACAUUUUAGAGGUUCUUGAUGCUUUACUCGAUAAAUUUUUACUUUCCUUACUUAUUUCUCUGAAUUCAAAUGUCCUGUUCAGUCACUUCAAAGUGGUUCUGCUUCUAAGCUUAUUAUCUUCUUUUCCUGUGUCUUUUACUUGGCUCCCUGGGCUUUACCCAUUCUCAAGCUGCAGAUGUACAUUUUUCUUAAUGCAAGAGGAAUUGUAAGAGAGACUCUGCCUAUUCUUGGCUUUUAUGGCUGACACCACAUAUUCUUAAUAGCCAAAACAAUCUGAGAAAAGCAAUGUCAUCCAUUUUUGCUGAGCAGAUGCAAAUUAACAUUUUGAAAACACAUGGAUCUGAACCAAACUUGGGCAUAUUUAUCUUCUUGCUUUUCUGAAAUAAUUUUGCUUUUGUGGCUGGACUUCCAGUCUCCCUGUCUGUCUAAACACAGUUUUUACACCUAGCAGCCAGUUUCAGUAAAGCAUAACAACUGAAACUAUUCUAUCAGCCAAAUUAUAACUAUGUUAUUAUGAAUGCAGGUCAGGUGAAUGAAAACUCCAUGCAUGGCCAUUCUCACUCCCGUUUCCAUCCUCCAACACCAAAAGCUGUGCAAAAAAACUUGCAAGAAUUGCACAGAACUACUGGAUGUUAAAAAUAGAGGUUCAUAUGAAACAUUUUCACACUGUAAGAUAAAUCAGACUGCACCUAAAAAAUUAAAGGGGGAUUAAGCAGAGAAAAUAAAAAGGGGGGGUGGGGGGAUCUUCAGACAACUAGAAAGAACAUUAUACUGCCAAAAUGCUGCUGAUAAAAAUCUGCAGUUGAGAAUUUGAGGUCUGUGCUGUUUGUGGCAACAGUAGGUAUUCUAUAUAAUCCAGUCUUUUUCUUGGUGUGCCGACAGGGACUCGGCCAGAGAUUUCUAGCCUUUAUCACACCCUUGCAUGAGAGGACCAAUGGAUAGCUCUAGCACUGCUUAUUUGAAACCUUUUUUGAUCAGUUAAACCAAAUUAAAUUCUACAUCUGACAGUAAGGCAUACUAGCAUAUAUAUAUUUGAGUGUAUGAAUAUAUAUUUGCAUGUGUAUAUGUAUUUUUUUCAGCAUUCACCGUUUAAUUUGAACAUUUGAUAUGUAUUUUUGUGUCAUUUUAUUACAGAACUUACAACAGGUUUUUGUGUAACUCCGCAAGUAUGUCCAUAGGUAUGGGGCAUUAAUAAUAGGAUAGAACUUCCUGAGUAGUUUAUAAAAAUGUGUAAUAAAACCAGUAUUUCUCAUAAUGAUUUUCAAAGUCUUUUGCUGCUCUAAGAGGAGAAGGAUUUUUAAUUCUCUGCAAAAGCAUGGAUAACAUUGUGUAGAAAUUGUAAAAAGACAGUUUUCACAGGAAAACAGAAAGAUUGGAAAGAUUAGCUCGUGUAUUUGGAGAGUAUCAAACCAGAUCAUAUUCCAGAUAAUUUAAAUACAAGACAUGGAGGAUUUAAGUAGAGCAAAGCUGGAUCUCUAGCACACAAAACACUCUUAACACGUACAGACUGUGCUCAUAAAAUCUACAGCAAUGUUUUUCAUUUGCUGGCAGUAUAAAUCCAUGCUUCUGGACUUAGGAAAUUAAAUCUUUCAGCUGGAUUAGGAUGCUUUUGUCAUAUUGUGAUGUAAAAUUUUACUCACUUUCUCUACUGGAAAUCAUAAAAUGAAGGCAAAUCAAACCUGUCUUUGAGCAUCUUUCAAAGUACUCACAUGUUUGUUUGGACUGUUUGCCCUUCAGAACAAGGACUUUCACAUCCUAGCUGUUUGAAAAGCAUCUAACCUACUGGUAGUAAUAUAUGUAAUGUAAUAAAUCUUUCUGGACACAAGAAAAAUGUCAGAAGUGUUGUAGUUCAAAAUGGUCAUAAAAUUGUUCUGAGACAAACCCUUUAUUUUCAAAGUACAAAUUUAAAUAGCCUCUGGAAAAGAGAGUACAGCUUGGAAGAGGAUUCUUUUUCCUGCCUGGCCUGUUCUUACUAAUUUAUUUCCUCAACAGGUAUGAGCACAUUCUAAAAUAGUCCUUAUUCUUAGAUAGCAAAACAAAAUCCAGUUUAUUUGUUCAGACAUUAGACAGAAAAACAUAAUGAAGCUUAAAAUUAAUGCAUGCUACAUAGAAUAAGAAUCAAGAAUAUAACAAAAGAAAUGUUUUGUUAGUCAUGACUUGAUAAGAGCAUAAUGAUCCCUACCAGCAUUGUGCAAUAAAAAAUGCCUGGGUUCGUAGUAUUUGUUGAAGGGAAACACUUUCAUAUUUUGUUGUCUGUUUUUGUUUUCUUCUAUUUGCUAAACACUUCAGAGAUUAAAAGAGUGGAAACCACA
Pogoniulus pusillus (Red-fronted tinkerbird) is the source of this 4530-nucleotide messenger RNA. It is a transcript of the gene FGL1, whose product is annotated as fibrinogen like 1. The record is from RefSeq and is a predicted model, not a curated record. The transcript is spliced from 8 exons. The coding region runs from base 85 to 1026 and encodes 313 amino acids. Lineage: Eukaryota; Metazoa; Chordata; Aves; Piciformes; Lybiidae. Gene Ontology annotation, biological process: blood coagulation.